This is a messenger RNA of Prunus dulcis (almond), 980 nucleotides long. Its product is annotated as phosphopantothenoylcysteine decarboxylase subunit VHS3. NCBI's taxonomy places the organism in Eukaryota, Viridiplantae, Streptophyta, Magnoliopsida, Rosales, Rosaceae. The transcript has 4 exons. The record is from RefSeq and is a predicted model, not a curated record. The coding region runs from base 184 to 702 and encodes 172 amino acids.
UUAUCUGCCGUGGAAGCAAAGAGUUUGAUGUGGCAGUAGCAAAUCCAGUGACAAAAACCCUAACCGGACCAAACUCCAGUGGAUUCAUUCAUCCUAACUGGACCAAACCUUUUGCCCCAAACCCAGAAAACCCUUCAAAACAGUGUCUCUCUUUCCCUCACUGUCCCUCACACAGCAACGAAGAUGGGCUUGUACGCCUCUGAGAAAAAGAGCAUGUGGGAAGGAACUCUUUUGGAAGCAAUGCUGGUCAACACUGUUCUUGUUGCUCACAACUCUCUUGCUCUGCUGCUUUUGGCGACUGGAUCGGUGAUAAAUGAUAUCAAUAUGGCAUCAAAAUUGACUGCUGUCACUGGAAGGUUUCCUUUUGAAGAACUUCUCAAAUUGAAAAAACCUUGUGCGGAAAACAAAGAUGCUAGUGAUACAGAGGAUGAUGAAGACGACAACGAAGAUGAUGAUGAUGUGAAUGACCAGGAUGAUGAGGAGGGAGGAGAUGAGGACUUCUCAGGUGAAGAAGGGGAAGAUGAAGGAGGGGAUCCUGAGGAUGAUCCUGAAGCCAAUGGCAAUGAAGGAAGUGAUGAUGAGGAUGAGGAUGAUGACGACGAAGAUGACAAUGGUGAUGAUGAUGAAGAUGAGGAUGGAGAGGAAGAAGAUGAGGAUGAAGAGGAAGAGGUUCCACAGCCACCUGCUAAAAGGCGGAAGUGAGAAUAGGAGUCCUUAUCCUUUGCCCUUGUGUUCUGAUUUCGUGCAGGAGUGUUAUGCAGUAGUGAGGCCGAAUUUAGCUUGUCAGUUUGGUCAGGGUAUAAUUUACAAUCAUCGUUCUGAAUGAACCUCUAGUGUUAUUGAUUAUCUAUGGUAUACCUGUUUGAUGUAGUAUUGAGAGAAUCUUCGUAUGUUGUGUUAAACAGCUAUUUUUCUAAUGGGUUAUGUUCACAUGGACGGAUCAAUUUAUAUGAAAUUGGGAAUCUUCAAGUUUAAUUUGA